GCCUUUUUUUUUUCUCACCAUCACACUGCCUUACACAUUCCCAAAGAGAUAAUCAACUUUCAGACCAUUCACCAUGCACUUUAAAAACAUCCUGGCCCUUUUCGCCCUGACCAGUUUGGCUUCUGCUGCUCCAGCAGAAGAUAUCACGGGCGAUGAAGGCCUCGUGGAGAGAGCUCCAAAUCCAUGCCCUGGAGGCCAAUUCUGCUGUGACAAAUUCGUCCCAUUUAACUUCUGGUUUAUCGAAGGCGUGGGAUCGGGCAAUUGCUACAAGCUCACUGGCUCGUCUUGCGGCAACAAAAAACUUGUAUGCUGCAAGCAUAAAGCCAUUGUGGACGGUGGGGAUGUUGUCUGUACUGCUUAAAAAGGAGCAGAAUUUACUAAACGGAGGGAACUAGCUGUCACUCUAAUAAAGGGAUUCCCAGUCGAUUUUGGGCAUUUGCCUCUUUUUUUUUUUUUUUUUUUCCCUCGUUAAUUGUUAAAAGAGAAAAGCCCAUGAAAGACCAUGAAAAGACGUGGUAAUGUGAUGUUAUUCAGCUCUAAUAGGAACAGGGGAACACAAAUGAAGUCGAUCGUGUAUAGUCAUUCUUUCAAUGUCAUGUUUUACUGGAGAAAUUUAAUUUUUUAUUUUAUUGACCCCCCAUUCAUUGACUUUAUCAUACUUGCCUACCAGGAUAUUUACCACAUUCCAAAUGUACGUACAGUGG
Molecule: messenger RNA, 704 nt
Organism: Aspergillus wentii DTO 134E9
Lineage: Eukaryota; Fungi; Ascomycota; Eurotiomycetes; Eurotiales; Aspergillaceae
Exons: 3
Coding region: 74-361 (95 amino acids)
Source: RefSeq, a predicted model, not a curated record